GACGAAGUUCCUUUCGGAUGCGUGGAUGUACAGCCGAGGCUUCAUCGAUUUUCCUAAAGGGAUGGAGUUUCGCAGCGGAUGGGUAUCACGAAGAACUACAGAUAUGCUCAUGGAAAUACCAAAAGCGGUCGGCAUUUCUGCGAAUUUCACAAUUAAGGCUGCUGUUGAGGAAAUGCGUUUAACCGGAAGAAACCGGGUCGUUGUGGUCGACGAAAACUCAAACGGUGCUGUGGGAGUUUUCGAUGGCUCAGCACUGAAACCCUUGCUUGAUGGCUCGGCUACCGUAACGGACACGGUGACCAAAGUGAUGAACAAAGGAGUUCGAAUGCUGACGGAUGAAGUUCAACUAGAGGAAGUUGGACGGAAAUUGUUCAAUGAGACAUACAUAGUCAUUCAAAGUGCAAAAA
Molecule: messenger RNA, 407 nt
Organism: Dicrocoelium dendriticum
Lineage: Eukaryota; Metazoa; Platyhelminthes; Trematoda; Plagiorchiida; Dicrocoeliidae
Source: the annotation of a GenBank genome assembly